GACGUACGUCUGGCAUCGCGGGCUCAUAAGACAGAAGGCAACAAACAUGGUGGCAACAAAGCAAGUGACGGAAGGUAGUGGUUGGUGUAACCUGAAGUACAUUAGUCUCCUCACCUUGACAAUACAGAAUGCUUCUCUUAUUCUCACGAUACGUUACUCGCGCACCUUGCCUGGAGACAUGUACAUUGCUACAACUGCCGUGGUGUUUGCAGAAGUCUUAAAAGUACUGGCAUGUUUGUUAAUUAUACUUGCCCAGAAGCGGAGCUUUCCAGAUUUUUUUGAUUUACUAUAUUCAUCAAUUAUUGGACAGCCAUGGGAUACACUGAAACUAUCCGUUCCAGCACUAAUUUACACCAUACAGAAUAAUCUACAGUACACUGCUAUUUCAAAUCUGGAUGCUGCCACUUUUCAGGUGACAUAUCAGUUAAAAAUUUUGACAACAGCCCUGUUUUCAGUCUUCAUGCUCAACAAAACUCUUGUGAAACUUCAGUGGCUGUCUUUAGUCAUGCUCUUUGUUGGAGUCUCAAUUGUGCAGCUGCAGCCAACAGGUGGAACUUCUUCAAGUGAUAAAGAUAACCAGUCUGUGGAGACGGCACAGCAAUUGAAAGAAUCUCAGAGCCCACUGCUGGGUUUGGUUGCCGUUAUUUUGUCCACACUUUGCUCUGGAUUUGCAGGUGUUUAUUUUGAGAAGAUUUUGAAAGGUUCACAAGCAUCCAUCUGGAUCCGAAACAUUCAACUGGGAAUCUAUGGAACAGUUAUUGGCCUUAUUGGAAUGCGUGUUAAGGAUGGUGACAAGAUUGAUGAGAAAGGCUUUAUGUUUGGGUAUUCCAUCUUGGUUUGGAUUGUUAUCUUUAUGCAGGCAUUUGGUGGGCUUCUGGUUGCUGUAGUGGUGAAGUAUGCAGAUAACAUUCUUAAGGGCUUUGCGACAUCAUUAGCAAUUAUUGUUUCUUGUGUAGUAUCUGUGUAUCUGUUCGACUUUCAUGUGAGUGGACAGUUCUUGUUUGGUGCUGCACUGGUUAUAUCAGCUGUACUGUUGUAUGGAAGACCACAGAAUCAAGCUAAGCCAGGGAGUGAAAAACUGACUGCUGUGGCAAAAGUAUAACUUUGUUGUUCACUGCAGAAUUUAUGGCAAGGGUGCCAAUUUUUUUCAGAAAACCGGGCCACUGUGCAACAGGAAAAUACUUACAUGUGUAUUGAAUAAUACAAAAAACUUGUUGAUAUGUGAUAUACCAAAAGGAAAUCUCAUACUCAGUUCUUGAACAAUGAACAACCAGGAGUUGAGUUCAAUACAUGCCAGUCCUUAUUCUGAAAUAAUUGCUGUUAUUUUUGUCAUCAUUGUUCUCAUCAACAUCAUUUUCGUUAUCGUUAUCUU
Messenger RNA from Pocillopora damicornis (cauliflower coral), 1372 nucleotides. RefSeq names its product UDP-galactose translocator. Gene Ontology annotation, cellular component: Golgi membrane. Lineage: Eukaryota; Metazoa; Cnidaria; Anthozoa; Scleractinia; Pocilloporidae. Gene Ontology annotation, biological process: pyrimidine nucleotide-sugar transmembrane transport. The record is from RefSeq and is a predicted model, not a curated record. Gene Ontology annotation, molecular function: pyrimidine nucleotide-sugar transmembrane transporter activity.